AUUUAUUUAAUUAUCUUUUUUCUUUAUUUCUUUGCUGUCAAUUUCAGGCUUUUAAGUUUUCAGAUGGAAGGUCUCAAAGCCCCACUCCCACCACAAUUUUUGCCUUCACAAAUGAGUGCUCCUCAGCUUCUCUGCCACUCCAGCUUCUCGGUUGCAAUAUCUUUCUUCUUCGCGAGUUUGUGUUUGGAGAGGUAGUUGAAACCCCUAUCGGCAAUCCAUGGAUACGUUACUCAAGACGCACAACAAGCUUGAAUUUUUGCCUCAGGUUCAUGGAUUUCUACAGAAAGAGGGCAAUUUGAGCUCCUCAAAGCAUCAAAACCAGAACUUUAGGUUUGGCUCAAGGAAGUCAUAUCCCAAGAGGGGUAAAAGUGGGUGUGUUAAAGCUAGCAGUAGUGCUCUUUUGGAGCUUGUACCUGAAACCAAGAAAGAAAAUCUGGAUUUUGAACUUCCCAUGUAUGACCCAUCCAAGGGCCUUGUAGUAGACCUAGCAGUUGUGGGAGGCGGCCCGGCUGGGCUCGCUGUUGCCCAGCAAGUUUCCGAGGCAGGACUUUCGGUUUGUUCAAUAGACCCUUAUCCUAGAUUGAUUUGGCCAAACAAUUACGGUGUUUGGGUUGAUGAGUUUGAGGCUAUGGACUUGCUUGAUUGCCUUGAUUCAACCUGGUCUGGUGCUGCUGUGUUCAUUGAUGACAAUGUCAAGAAAGACCUUGGUAGACCUUAUGGGAGGGUGAACAGGAAGCAGUUGAAAUCCAAGAUGUUACAAAAAUGCAUAUCCAACGGAGUUAAGUUUCACCAAGCUAAGGUAAUUAAGGUCAUUCAUGAGGAGUCGAAAUCCUUGCUGAUAUGCAAUGAUGGUGUCACAGUACAGGCUUCAGUAGUUCUAGAUGCAACUGGCUUUUCUAGAUGCCUUGUGCAGUAUGAUAAGCCUUAUAAUCCUGGCUACCAGGUGGCUUAUGGGAUAUUGGCGGAGGUGGAAGAGCACCCAUUUGAUGUAGAUAAAAUGGUUUUUAUGGACUGGAGAGAUUCUCAUCUGAAUGACAACUUGGAACUGAAACAAAGGAACAGUAAGAUCCCUACUUUUUUGUAUGCAAUGCCCUUCUCAAAAAACAGGAUAUUUCUGGAAGAAACUUCACUCGUAGCUCGGCCAGGAUUACCCAUGAAGGAUAUCCAGGAAAGAAUGGUGGCUAGACUAAAGCACUUGGGCAUAAAAGUGAAGAGCAUUGAAGAAGAUGAACAUUGUGUGAUUCCAAUGGGUGGGCCUCUCCCUGUUCUCCCUCAGAGAGUUGUUGGAAUUGGUGGUACAGCCGGUAUGGUUCAUCCAUCAACUGGGUAUAUGGUAGCUAGGACUCUUGCAGCUGCUCCCACUGUUGCGAAUUCUAUAGUUCAGUACCUUGGUUCUGAAAGGAAGCUUACAGGUGAUGAAUUGUCAGUAGAAGUUUGGAAAAAUCUAUGGCCCAUCGAGAGGAGGAGACAGAGAGAAUUCUUCUGUUUUGGCAUGGACAUUCUGCUCAAGCUCGAUUUACAAGGCACAAGAAGGUUUUUUAAUGCGUUCUUCGAUCUGGAACCUCGAUAUUGGCAUGGAUUCUUGUCCUCUCGACUGUUUCUGCCUGAGCUUAUAUUUUUUGGACUUUCUUUGUUCAGUCAUGCCUCUAACACUUCUAGAAUAGAGAUUAUGGCAAAGGGAACUCUUCCUCUGGCUAACAUGAUUGGCAACUUAAUACGUGAUGGUGAUUAAGGUAUUGAGGCUUCAUUUGCUGUCUGCAUGAUGUUGAUAUGGUUGAUGCAUCUGCGUCUUCAUGGUCUACGGAAAUUUCUUGCGGCAGAGAAGUGUUUUCGGAUAUAUUCCGGCUUCGUUGUUGUAAGUCUUGCAUUCUACAGAAAAUUAGUUUGGUUGUUCAUCAGUCUUUGUUUUUUUUUUUUUUUUUUUUCAGUUAAAACUGCAUUAGGUUCUGGUUGUAAAAUAGCUAGAAGUUACCUUGAUCAUUGUAACAGCCACAAGAAGAAUCCUUAUAGGCUUAUACUCUAAAUUUCUUGAGAAGUUUGCUUUUAGGAUU
This is a messenger RNA of Tripterygium wilfordii, 2051 nucleotides long. RefSeq names its product lycopene beta cyclase, chloroplastic-like. The record is from RefSeq and is a predicted model, not a curated record. Bases 218 to 1732 code for a protein of 504 amino acids. Gene Ontology annotation, molecular function: oxidoreductase activity, acting on paired donors, with incorporation or reduction of molecular oxygen. NCBI's taxonomy places the organism in Eukaryota, Viridiplantae, Streptophyta, Magnoliopsida, Celastrales, Celastraceae. Gene Ontology annotation, biological process: carotenoid biosynthetic process. The transcript is spliced from 2 exons.